AUGAAUCUCACAAACUCCAACACAAUUCAAGAGGUAUUACACCGAACAUGCCUCUUAAAACCAAAAGUCCAACUAUGGAAGCUAACCACACGCAUCCGGAAAAUUACGGAGGAGUUCAAAGCGGUGGGACCGGAAGACACCUUAACACCGCGGGUGUUAGAAAGGCUUGAAAAAGCCAAAAGAGACCUCAUUCAAAAAAUUGACCGGCUAGAAGCAAUAUGCAGUCAAAGAAAAAUACUGGUCUAUACUGCUCCCCGGAUCGAAACGAGUCUGGAUCACUGUCCAACACCUCCAAGGGAGAAUGCGGCAUCAAAAGAAUCCGAUGAAAGGGCAGAUCCUAAUCUCACCGGGCAAUCCCCUCCUUCACAACCGGAAGUCUCCGCAUCAGACUUCACAAAGGAAUGGGUUGAGGGCCGUCUUCAAAGGUUUGAAGACUCAACCGCAGAACAGAUUGAUAGUCGCAUUCAAGAGUUCGAAGACUCCGCGGUUCAGCCAUUCAAGGACAGAUUCCAAAGAAUCGUUUGCUCGGCACUCAAGUUCGCCGACACCACAAGGUAUCUCUUGGAUAACAAUCGGGACCGACUCUCAGAAAUCAACGAAGAUCUACAUGAAGAGGCGGCUCUGCGCAUUAAAUAUUUUAAGCGAACCGUAAUUUUAGAGGAUUUGACCUCCGAGUUAAAGGAAGACUUCGACCGGCUUGAAAGAGAGACCGAUCAACGAUUGGCGGAAGUUGCUGGGGACCUGAUGAACGCGGACGCCGCGGCUGUAGAGGCUGAUGCCCAAGCGGCUAAGAGGGUCCAGGAUGCGCUGGACGCCGAAGCAAGUAAAGAGAAGGAGGCACCGCGAUCAUCCCAACUUACCGAAGAAGAAGAGGAAGCCGAGCGGAUUCGAAGGUCAGAGGCCAAGUUUCCAAGACUUACAAAGAAAGCAGCCGCUCAAGCUGCGAAGGAUGCUGAGCGAUUGGAAAGAGAAAGACGGAGACUGGAAGGCUUCGCAGCCGACAACAAGAAAAAGAAGGCGGCCUCCUCCGUCUCAGCGCCGAAAAAGCGAAAGAGGGAAGCCUCAAAGAAAGUUCAAAUAGCCGACCUACUCAAUGAGGUCACUGAAACGGUCCUCACGAGUACAUCGCAGCAGGCUACUCCAGUCGAAGAGGAUGAAGUUGAAGAGCACCUGCAGACCCGGUCCACAAGACAACGAGUUGUCCUGAAUCGAUCAAAAUCGAAGAAUCUCUCUCUGCGUUUCUUCAAGAGAUAG
Molecule: messenger RNA, 1254 nt
Organism: Impatiens glandulifera
Lineage: Eukaryota; Viridiplantae; Streptophyta; Magnoliopsida; Ericales; Balsaminaceae
Exons: 3
Coding region: 1-1254 (417 amino acids)
Source: RefSeq, a predicted model, not a curated record